This is a messenger RNA of Salmo salar (Atlantic salmon), 3031 nucleotides long. Its product is annotated as protein sprouty homolog 3. The record is from RefSeq and is a predicted model, not a curated record. Lineage: Eukaryota; Metazoa; Chordata; Actinopteri; Salmoniformes; Salmonidae. Gene Ontology annotation, cellular component: cytosol; membrane. Gene Ontology annotation, biological process: animal organ development; negative regulation of Ras protein signal transduction; negative regulation of MAP kinase activity.
UCUCCCUCACACACACACUCUCGGCUUGCAGAGAAUGAGAGGAUAAACGUACAGACAGGAAGGACUGACCCAAGAGCGUUAGAGAGAGAGAUAGCGAGAGAGAGCCAGAGCGAGGGAGAGAGGGACGAUCCAGCACCCAGUCGUUACGCUUCCAGGGAUAGCAGAGAGAGAGACUACAGAGCCAUACUACUACAAUAUCCCUGUGUCCUGUAAUUUUGGAACUUUUUCACUUUAAUUUAACUUUUUUUCACAACCUUCUUUUUUUAAUAUAACAAUAAUUGUUUUCAUUCUGAAGCAGAGGACCUGGCUGUUACUUCUUCUUGUGUUCUCUGGGAUCUUUCUAAUGCUACUCUGCCCUCUGGUCUCCAGUGAUCAGCACACUGUGGACCAGGGACCUCUCUGCCCCUGACAAGGCAUCGUGGAGAGGCUGCUUGGCUGCUUGUCGUCAGGUCUGGGUUGUUGCUGCUUCUUCUUUGCAGGGAAUGACCCUAGGAGUUGUGGGAUUGGUUGCACUACAGGGACGCUCCUGAAAAGCCUACGGAGGGGACUCAAGGUGAAGGAAGGGAAGGGAAGGAAGGCGCUGUGGCCCCACAGAACUGAGAGAACUGCUCCCCCCCUCCCCAACCCCAAGACGCUCCAUCCCAUUGCAGCAUGGAUCUCCCCCCAUUCAGAGGUCUGGAUGGCCUCUCACAGAGAAAGGAAGGGAACUAUCCCCUCAGGCCAUUUGGCAAGGGUGCGACGAGAGGAGGAGAGGAGCAAAAGGCCCUAAAAACCAGGACCAGAUACAGCAUAUUAGGGUCUUUCUGAUGUGCCGUGAGAGGUGCGAGCCCCCCGCCCCAUUCCCGACACCCUCCCUGGUGCUCCUUCUCCCAGGACCAGGAUGGACCCUCUCCCGGGUCAUGGCCCUCCACCAGUCAGGAGGGACGUUGAAGGGCUGGACCUCCAGCAGAUGCCUGUCCGCUCCCUGGACCAGAUCCGCUCCAUCCGCGCCAACAACGACUAUGUGGAGCGCCCUGUGACCCUGGACCAUGCCUCCCAGUCCGGCUUCUUCUACGCCCACGAUGACCGCUACCCCAUCACCCACGGAUACCCUCCUCAAGGUUACUCUCAUGGUUACCCUCAGGGGUACCCUCUCCCCCGGAGCCAGAGCCAGCAGCAACACACCCACCUUGCCCAUCUGAGUCGCUCCAGUACUACCAGUUCAGCCAUGUCCCGGACCAGCGCUGCCUCCGACCAGAGACUCCUGGUGGGCCUGACGCCCUCCCACUCUGGCCUGGCCUCGGUGGUGCGCUCCCAGCCUAAAGGAGAACUCAAGCCUGAGGCUUCUCUGGGUAAAGGCCUGGUGGAGGGAGAGGACCUGGGCUUGCACCUGUUUAUCUGUGAGCUCUGUGGGAGGUGUAAGUGUCAGGAGUGCUGCGCCCCGCGGAGCCUGCCGUCCUGCUGGGCCUGUGGGCAGCGCUGCCUUUGCUCUGCUGAGAGUGCUGUGGAGUAUGGCACCUGUCUGUGCUGCGUUAAGGGCCUUUUCUAUCACUGCUCCGCUCAGGAUGACGAGGACAACUGUGCUGACCGGCCCUGCGCCUGCACAUCCGCCCACGCCUGCACCCGCUGGGGCACCAUGGGCCUUCUGGCGCUGUGCCUUCCCUGUCUCUGCUGCUACCCACCUGCCAGGCUGUGCCUCGCCCUGUGCCAGCGGGCCCACGACCGAGCCACCCGCCCCGGCUGCCGCUGCAGCAACACCAACACCGUGUGCCGCAAGAUAUCCACCUCCAACCCCAACCCUGGGCACACCCCCUUCUGCAGCAAGUCCCUGGAAAAGCCUGUAUGACAGGGCUGCAGCGGGAGUCAGCCAUCGCCUAGACAACGCAGUCUCAGUGACAACAUUACCAUUACAACAAACACUGUUGCCGUGACAACGCCAUCACCCCCCCACCCAUCCGUGACCUACCUACCGUGACCUUUCACCUUACGUACCUUCCAUACUUCUCCUCCUGCCUGAGGAGAAAUGACCAAAAGCUUUACUGUACGUCACUGUAACUGUACUGUACAUGUGGAGACUUGAGCCGAAACCUGAAAACCACCUGGUGCUUUUUGCUGAACUGACUGCCAACCUUAACCUUACUGUGUUACUGUGUGGGCAUACUGCCUCUACCUUCCUCUUACUUUGUGGGCCAGCAUAGCGUACAUACUGUGGCUCUGCUCUGUGGGAUGGACUGGGGUUCCUCACUGUGCUGUGUGAUGGACUGGGGUUCCUCACUGUGCUGUGUGAUGGACUGGGGUUCCUCACUGUGCUGUGUGAUGGACUGGGGUUCCUCACUGUGCUGUGUGAUGGACUGGGGAUCCUCACUGUGCUGUGUGAUGGACUGGGGUUCCUCACUGUGCUGUGUGAUGGACUGGAGUUCCUCACUGUGCUGUGUGAUGGACUGGGGUUCCUCACUGUGCUGUGUGAUGGACUGGGGUUCCUCACUGUGCUGUGUGAUGGACUGGGGUUCCUCACUGUGCUGUGUGAUGGACUGGGGUUCGCUCUGUUAGACUUGACCUAUUUAUUAUUUAUUGGACUUCCUCCUCAGUGAGGUAGAGAGAGACAGAGAGAGCAGACCAUGUGUGACUCUGAGUACAGUGAGUAAAGCUACUAGAACAAAUCUCAACACAGCCAUUAAUAAAAGGAGUCUCUGGCAAAUGUAUAUUCCAGGCAUGAGAUAGACAGAGACUGGGUGGUCUACAGGGAGUCUACAGGGUGUGCCUCCUUCCAUCCCCUCCCUCCCUCCCUGCCGCUCUGAAGAGGCAUCCUGGAGCCGACCAACUGAAUGGACAUACAAGAUGUGUCAAUGACGGACAUUUUCUUUGAGGCUGAUGCAAAGACCCUAUCCUAAUGGUGGAACAAACCUCUGAAAUAGAAAAGUGUAUUACUGUUUGACACACCAAAAACGGACCAUGAUGUACCAGGUGAAUCUAAAGUGAUUAAGCACAUUUGAUAUGGAUUGUCUGUAGUGUUCCCCAGCUGUCUGUCAUACGAACAGACUAACCUGGGGGG